AUGGACUACCUGUUCGCUGCUUGGACUGUCAUCUACUUCAUUGCAUACCCGAUCUUUUACAUCCUCAAGUUUAUCCUCUUCCUCUCGGCCAUAAUCACCGCGCCCCUGCUCCACCUUGGCCAUUACUGUCUCUACGCCUGUUGGUACGUGUUACGCGGUCUUGGUAAAUUCGAGACUCUCUACAUCUUCUUCGGAAUCGCAAUGCUUGUCGGUCUUGUCACGGGCACGAGCCUUCACUAUGUCUCGGGCUUCAUCACAUCCAUACUGGACCUCGAUUCCUUGCCUGAAGAGCAAAGAGGGCGGACCUUGGCUUCUUAUCGCGCAGAGAAGCAAGAGAGACGUGAUGCGAAGGAUCCAAUUAUGGAGCUUAGGCAAAAGGAUGAAAGUCUUCAAGGGAAUGACCUGAGGUUGAGGGAGGACUAUAUGAACUGGAGUUUAUCAAAACAGGGCCGCGGACGGGGCGGGCCUAGGUUUAAUACCAUUCUUGAAGAGGAGGAUACCUCAGAUGGCUUCUGA
This is a messenger RNA of Letharia columbiana, 516 nucleotides long. RefSeq lists its product as uncharacterized. Lineage: Eukaryota; Fungi; Ascomycota; Lecanoromycetes; Lecanorales; Parmeliaceae. The record is from RefSeq and is a predicted model, not a curated record. The transcript is spliced from 2 exons. The coding region runs from base 1 to 516 and encodes 171 amino acids.